CGAUCAUUAACGGCAAAGCUGAAACAGAAAACGAGCAAGACAUCGAACCUCAACUAUGUUCCUUACUUGAUCGAUAUUCUCAACCACUCUUUCACGAACUCUUCACUCUCUCACGUUCACUUCCCUUCAGACAUUUCCCAAACGAACUCCCUCAUCGCCUCUUACGUUCGCCGAGGCGACCCUGUCUCCGCAUUGACCCUCUUUCAUUCUCUCCGUCGUCGCGCGCAUUCCGAUGUCGUCGCCGACGCCUACACCUUCACCUCCAUCUUGCGCGCUUCUUCUCUCUUGCGUGUCUCCGGACAAUUCGGGACGCAAGUCCACGCCCAGAUGCUCAAAACGGGCGCUGAUUCCGGAACCGUGGCGAAAACCGCGCUGCUUGACAUGUACUCGAAAUGUGGGUCUUUGGAUGAAGCAACAAAGGUGUUUGAUGAAAUGCGUCACAGAGAUGUUGUUGCUUGGAAUGCUCUGCUUUCGUGUUUUUUGAGGUGUGAUCUUCCCGUUGAGGCUGUUGGGGUUCUAAGAGAGAUGGGGAGGGAGAAUGUGGAGCUUAGUGAGUUCACUUUGUGUUCUGCGUUGAAGUCUUGCGCUUUGUUGAAGGCGUUGGAGCUUGGGAGGCAGGUUCAUGGUUUGGUGGUGUGUAUGGGGCGUGACUUGGUUGUUUUGAGCACUGCUCUUGUUGAUUUUUACACCAGUGUUGGGUGUGUUGAUGAUGCUUUGAAAGUGUUUUACAGUUUGAAGGGUUGUUGGAAGGAUGAUAUGAUGUAUAACUCGAUGGUUUCUGGGUGUGUUAGGAGUAGGAGGUAUGAUGAGGCUUUUAGAGUUAUGGGUUUUGUGAGGCCCAAUGCUGUUGCACUCACUAGUGCUCUGGUGGGUUGCUCUGAGAAUUUGGAUUUGUGGGCAGGCAAGCAGAUUCAUUGUGUUGCGUUUCGUUGGGCUUUUACUUUCGACACUCAGCUGUGCAAUGCCUUGUUGGAUAUGUAUGCGAAAUGCGGGAGGAUUUCGCAGGCUCUGUCAGUGUUUCAUGGAAUUUGUGAGAAGGAUGUGAUUUCUUGGACUUGUAUGAUUGAUGCGUAUGGAAGAAAUGGGCAAGGACGUGAAGCUGUUGAGGUGUUUCGGGAAAUGAGGGAGGUUGGAAGUAAGGUGUUGCCAAAUUCUGUGACUUUUUUGUCUGUUUUAUCUGCCUCUGGUCACUCUGGACUGGUGGAGGAAGGGAAAAAUUGUUUCAAAUUGUUGAGGGAGAAGUAUGGUCUUCAACCGGAUCCGGAGCACUAUGCUUGUUACAUAGAUAUCUUAGGUCGAGCGGGUAAUAUAGAAGAGGUAUGGUAUGCAUAUCACAAUAUGGUUGUGCAAGGUACUAGGCCUACUGCAGGAGUAUGGGUAGCAUUGUUGAAUGCUUGCAGUCUUAAUCAGGAUGUUGAAAGAAGUGAAUUGGCUGCAAAGCAUCUCUUGCAGUUGGAACCCAAUAAAGCUAGCAAUAUUGUGCUUGUAUCAAAUUUUUAUGCAGCCAUUGACAGGUGGGAUUGUGUGGAAGAGCUGAGAAGCAUCAUGAGGACCAAAGGGUUGGCCAAGGAAGCUGGGAAUAGCUGGAUCAAUGUUCCAGGCUUCAAUCGACAUGCCAUAUCACUAUCUGCUUGAUUGUUCAGCUAAACAACUAGGAGGUGAGAGCUUUAAUGGCUAAAGUUGUGUGAUGCAGGAAAACCAAAAAUCAUUGUGCAAACUAGAAGUGAAGUUGAUGUUUUGGAUUAUGGGUAGGUGGCACAAGUAUGGGCAGAACAUGUUAAAGGGUAAUCCUCAUCAAAGGUUCUUCGUCUCUCUGCUGCUACUCAGGAUUUACCAAAGUCUGUAAUUUGCAAUGUUCAUGGUGUGAAUCCCGAAUUCUUGAAAAUUGGAGAAAAGAUUGCUGCAGAGAGGGAGCUGGGGCAGAAAGCCUUUACAAAAGGGGCAUAUUUCCUGGGAAAGAUGGUGUGGGGAAAGGGAUAUAAGGAGUUGAUAGAUUUAUUAGCAAAGCAUAAGGCUGACCUUGAUGGUUUCAAGUUGGAUGUAUUUGGAAAUGGAGAGGAUGCUAAUGAAGUUCAGAGUGCAGCCAGAAGGUUGGAUUUGAAUCUCAACUUUCAGAAAGGAAGAGAUCAUGCAGACGAUUCUCUUCAUGGGUACAAAGUCUUUAUAAAUCCUAGCAUUAGUGAUGUGCUAUGCACAGCUACAGCUGAGGCACUUGCCAUGGGCAAAUUUUAGUUUGUGCUGAUCAUCCAUCAAAUGAGUUCUUCAGGUCAUUUCCCAACUGUUUGACUUACAGGACAUCCAAAGACUUUGUAGCAAAAGUAAAAGAAGCAUUGGAAAAUGAGCCUUAUCCUCUAACACCUGAGCAAAGAUAUCAACUUUCUUGGGAGGCUGCUACUCAAAGAUUUAUGGAAUAUUCCGAGCUUGAUAGGAUCCUGAACAUGGAAAAUAAUGGUGAAAAGGAAAGUGUAGAUAAGGGAAAGCUCAUUGCUAAGUCAGCAUCAAUGCCUAAUCUGACAGAACUAGUAGAUGGAGGCUUAGCAUUUGCUCACUAUUGUCUUAUUGGGAAUUAAUUUCUGAGAUUAUGUACAGAAGCAAUACUUGGGACACGUGACUACGAUAAGCAGCACUGUAAAGACCUUCAUCUCUUGCCUCCACUGGUAGAAAAUCCUAUCUAUGGCUGGUGAAUGGGUUGACUAGUUUGGAUGUUUGAAGGAUAACUUGUCACACCAGAUUAUGACAAGCAGUACAGUAAAAGCCAUCAUUUAAAUGCAUGUAGGUAGAAAAAUUUACGGAUGGCUGGUGAAUAGAUUUAGUGGUUGAAUUUGUAGUUUGUUUUACAGUUGCUUGUGUUAGGUGCCUGCUAAGUUUUCAAUCCUUAAAUUUUGUAGUUCUUUUUGUUUUUGUAAGUGAGGUAGUUCAAUAUUACCAAAACACGUGUAGAAAGUUAAUGUAAAGUAACAGGACGUUCUCCCAAGUAACCUUGUGAGAAUAAGCUGUAA
Messenger RNA from Glycine soja, 2999 nucleotides. RefSeq names its product pentatricopeptide repeat-containing protein At5g66500, mitochondrial-like. The annotation marks the transcript as partial. The record is from RefSeq and is a predicted model, not a curated record. Gene Ontology annotation, biological process: RNA modification. Gene Ontology annotation, molecular function: RNA binding; protein binding. Lineage: Eukaryota; Viridiplantae; Streptophyta; Magnoliopsida; Fabales; Fabaceae. The transcript is spliced from 3 exons.